Oppia nitens is the source of this 2961-nucleotide messenger RNA. Its product is annotated as BDNF/NT-3 growth factors receptor-like. Gene Ontology annotation, molecular function: neurotrophin binding; ATP binding; transmembrane receptor protein tyrosine kinase activity. Bases 112 to 2946 code for a protein of 944 amino acids. NCBI's taxonomy places the organism in Eukaryota, Metazoa, Arthropoda, Arachnida, Sarcoptiformes, Oppiidae. Gene Ontology annotation, cellular component: axon; plasma membrane; signaling receptor complex. The transcript is spliced from 14 exons. Gene Ontology annotation, biological process: positive regulation of kinase activity; cellular response to nerve growth factor stimulus; multicellular organism development. The record is from RefSeq and is a predicted model, not a curated record.
UUAGGUACAAGAGCUCUAUUUUUCUACAAAAUAUUAUGUCAUUGCAAUCAUUGUUGGCUUUUAGUGUCAUUUAUACUGAUUUUAUUAUCAUCUCAUUGUCAGCACUAUGUUAUGUGCAAAACAAGACACUCGGACACAGAUUUCACAAAAAACUUAUUAAGGUUUCAGUUUUAUGACUAUAAUUACAAAAAUAAUAUAAGCACUGAUACCGUCAUCAGCACUACUACUACUACUACUACAACAACUACUAGUCCAAUAAAUACUAUUAUUGAUACUAUUAGUAAUUACAGUGACAGCUAUUUUAAUAUGACAUCUGUGUCUACGAAGACAUCAAUGAACGCCAUUACCAAAACAAACGCCACGACUAUUAUCACCACAACUACAACAACAUUAUCUCCAAAUCAAUUGACUUUAAGCACUGAUAAGACAUUAGCAGUGAAUGAUAGCAACAAUGUGUGCAAAGUUUGCUGGUGUAGCAAACGGGACACUCUUGACUGUAGACGUGCCGAUCAAUUGGACACAUUUCCCGUUAUGUACCACAAACACGAUCGGAUGCUUAUCACCGAAAUCAUAGUCGAGGAUCAGCCGCGACUGACAACACUCAGUAAUUCUCAAAUGAAAUACUAUUUGAAUGUCGAAAAAUUGACAAUAGAGAACUGUGGUCUCCGUUAUGUUUUGCCCAACACUUUCAAGAAUAAUACGAAACUCAAAGAAGUGUAUCUCAAGAGAAACAAAAUACAAGUGCUUUCGUGGAAAUUAUUUGAAAGACUCACAAUUCUCCAGUUAGAGUUGGAGAACAAUCCGCUUACAUGUAAUUGUUCGUCAAAAUGGAUUCAAAGACAGAUCUCCAAACCUAAUGGCAUAUUAGGACCCCUUUCCGAUAGCAUCACCUGUUUUGACGAUAAACUCAAUAAAACAUUACGACUCAGUAAUAUUUCAAUUCCCGGAUGUGAUAUGCCUGAAGUGGAAGUGUUUCCUCAUGAGAUUGAGAUCAAUGAAAGUCAAUCGGCAGUAUUGGUGUGCACUGCAUACGGAUCGCCGCCACCAAAGGUCUCCUGGAAUGUAACGGGUCUUCAUUCAAAUAUUACUGUAAAAUAUACACAAAGUGUAAUCAUUGACAGACUAUCAAAACAUAGUUUUUACAAAAAGCAUGGAAACAUCGAUAGGAAUGUCACCCAAAUUAGUACAACCCUUUACCUGAACAAAGCUCAUGGAGCUGACAACGGGUAUGUCGUGUGUAUUGCAGAAAAUAUUGUCGGCAAACGCAAGAACUCAACACAUCUAAGAAUAUUCUCACCACCAAGAAUAGUGGAACUGGAGUUUGAAAAUAAGUUUUGGUGGUGUAUUAGAUACCGGAUCACUGGUAUGCCUGCCGUUACUAAAAUCUGGUAUUUCAAUAACCAACCUCUCAAUAUGUCCGAAACGAUCAAAGAUCUAGAAAUUGCAACGCUUUCUAAAAAUGAUUACGAAAUUGAAGGUUGUCUACAGAUUGAAAGGGCCACUCAUGUCAAUGAUGGUUACUAUACCUUAGUUGUGAUCAAUUCAUUGGGUGAAUACAAUAAGUCAGUUGAGGCACAGUUUCAUAAAGAUGUGAAUUUGCCGGGUAUUGCUCCGGGCAUUCGUCCAUUACAUCCGACACCACGAAUACCUCAAUCUCCUAAUCCAUCGGCAAUUGAUAUAUUGAUUCCAAGCGAAUUGGACGCCGAGUCAAUGCACCCAAUGGAUCAAAUUAUGUUUCCUGUAAUUAUAAGCUCAAUAGUUGUGGCGUUUGUGGUAUUCGUGAUGUUUAGCAUUAUUGUAUGCAUCGGUUUAAGGAAAUGGAGAUAUAGGGGUUCCCAUAGAAGAAAUAGCAUAACUCAUUCAUUUUGUCCGACAAUUUUAUAUAAUUUAUGUUUUCAUGCGGACAAUGAGGAUAAAAGACGCGAUAACCUAAUGACAACAGAGAGGAUACCAUUAAGUAUUGCCAAAAAAUUAGUCGAAAAUCCCAACUAUUUACAGGAAAACGAAAAAUUGCUUAAUUCGGGUAUUAAACACAUAUCAAAAGAGAAAAUUAGUUUUAUUCAAGAGUUAGGCGAAGGAGCUUUUGGAAGAGUGUUCUUAGGAACGGUAGACUUCUUGACACCCGACGAGCCAACAACACUGGUUGCCGUCAAGACAUUGAAAGAUGUCAACUCUGAAGAGGCGCUCAAAGACUUUGAAAGAGAGGCCGAAUUGUUAACAAAUUUGAUUCAUCCAAAUAUUGUUAACUUUUAUGGCAUAUCACUGGAUGGCAAUCCAUUGAUGAUGUUGUUUGAGUACAUGGAGUACGGAGAUCUCAAUAACUUUUUGCGCACUCACGGCCCGGAUUGUCAUUUAUUGAAGACCACCGAUACUUCGGUUUCGUCCAACACAUCAUCCAAUUCAGUCGGUCCUCUCACGCAAAAUGAUUUACUAACCAUUGCCGUACAAAUAGCCAAUGGUAUGGGUUAUCUAUCACAACAACACUUUGUUCAUCGAGAUUUAGCCACAAGAAACUGUUUGGUUGGCACCGGACUCGUCACCAAAAUUGGUGACUUCGGAAUGUCCAGAGAUGUCUAUUCUACCGAUUAUUAUCGCGUUGGUAGACAAACACUUUUGCCAAUCAGAUGGAUGGCUCCCGAGUCGAUAAUAUAUCGUAAAUUUACAAUUGAAAGCGACUGUUGGAGUUUCGGUGUUGUCCUCUGGGAGAUCAUGACAUUCGGGAAGCAGCCCUGGUAUGAGUUGUCCAAUCAUGAGGUAAUACAACAGGUGACCUGCGGUAAACUCUUAUCCAAACCCGAAAACUGUUCCGACAGUAUAUAUAAUGUGAUGCUCUCGUGUUGGCAAAUGAGAGCUCAAGACAGGCUUGCCAUCAAUGAAGUGAACAAAAAUCUCAGGAUUAUUGCCAAACAAAUACCCGAUAAUUCAUAUAUAAAAUUAAUCACUUAAUGAUUAUGUAAAUUC